This is a messenger RNA of Scutellospora calospora, 585 nucleotides long. NCBI's taxonomy places the organism in Eukaryota, Fungi, Glomeromycota, Glomeromycetes, Diversisporales, Gigasporaceae. The record is from the annotation of a GenBank genome assembly.
GAGAGGAGUUUUCAGUUAAAAAAGCUACAAAGCUUCUUCUCUCAUUAUACCCCUUAAGAAGAGAUAACCUCUCUCAGGAAACAUCUAAUUCUAAUCUUCAAAUUAAACAAACACUAGUAUAUGCAAAAGCACAUCAAGCUUUUUAUAUUAAUGAACAUUUGGAUUAUAUUUAUAUAUUCUAUCAACAAGAAGCAAUUAAGAAUCCUUCUGCAUCUGUUAAUGAAAUUGCUUCUACAUUUAGAAAUAUUCAAUCAAAUAGUUUUAUUCGAAUUUUUUUAAAAUUUAUUACAAUCAAUGCACAGUUUCUUGUUUCAACUCUAGAUUUUUUUCAAACUGAAAAAGAACCUGUAUUUCCUUUUAUUGAAACUUGUUUAAACCAACUUGAUCAAUUUUUAAUUAAUAACAAGAAUUCUACUAAUUUUAGAUCUGAUUUAAACACGUUGAUUAUCUCAUUUAAUUUUCAGUCUAAUGAUUUUAUUUUCAUUUUUCAAAGUGUAUUUGACAAAGCUUACCAAAAAUAUGAAACUCAUAUUAUAAAUCAUCCUGCUCGUUCCUUUUUUCAAGAUUCACAAAUUUUUGAUCCAU